Notolabrus celidotus (New Zealand spotty) is the source of this 1496-nucleotide messenger RNA. RefSeq names its product transcription factor Adf-1-like. The record is from RefSeq and is a predicted model, not a curated record. Lineage: Eukaryota; Metazoa; Chordata; Actinopteri; Labriformes; Labridae. The transcript is spliced from 2 exons. The coding region runs from base 112 to 924 and encodes 270 amino acids. Gene Ontology annotation, biological process: regulation of transcription by RNA polymerase II. Gene Ontology annotation, cellular component: transcription regulator complex; nucleus. Gene Ontology annotation, molecular function: DNA binding.
CGCCACUCGCGAUAACUCGCGCGUUUGGUCAGCAGCAGCUGGGCGGAAAAGGCGGGAGAAGACUGCCGCUUCCGCGUCCGCGCAACACGGGCAGAAGAUCACUGGGGCAAAAUGGACGAUAAGUUGAUAUUAGCUGUAUUUAAUUGUCCGGAGCUGUACAAUGUCACUUUACCGAAUUACCGCUGCACGGAAAGUAGAGCAAAUGCGUGGAGAAACAUCUCUAUGGUACUUGGACUCACAUCUGAGGAUUGCAAAAGGAAAUGGAAGAACAUGAGGGACCGGUACCUGAAGGAAGUCCGAAUGGAGAACAAAAGCAAGAAGCAAGGGGAGAUUUUUCAAAGCAGGUGGAAGUACAGACAACUCAUGAACUUUAUCGCACCCUUCACUGGAUCGAGAAGUGGAGAGCCAGACAUCUCUGGCAACAACGAUGACCACGACAAUCUCGACAACGAAGCUGUCAGCCCAGGAGGAGAAACUGCAUCAUCAGAGACGAUGAAGACAUCGCAGUCCCAUGCGAGGUCUUUGAGUCAACAGGAAGUCAAGCCACAGGUAGCGUAUGUGACACAGCUCCCUCAAGAUCCCUCAUCCCACACACAGCUGGCUGCUGCAGCGAAGGCGCCAUCAGGCUCCUCAAACACCAACAAAAGAAAGCGGCAUCUCAUGCCCGACUCACAUUCACUGAAUUCUUCUCAAAUGCCCCCCACCAAGUGGCUGGUGAAAGACAAUGGCGCCUCAUUUACAAACAGGCCGAGGGAUGAGGACGAACUCUUUCUGCUGAGCUUUGUCCCCGCUCUGAAGCGACUCGCUCCACAGAAAAGAUGCGAGACAAAAAUGAAGAUCCAGCAGAUAAUGUACGAGGCAGAGUUUAAUGUCCCACAGCCAGAACCUCAAGAGAAACAAGCAGAACCGGACGCCCAGGAUUAGACUGAACUGACUCUUUUAACUUAAUUUUCUAAAAAAAACUCUUCCACACAAAGGUGAAAAAAAGAAUCUAUUUUUGUUAUUUACUGCCGAAAGUGGUUGAGUUUGAGGUACGUCCCCUUUUUCAUGUGAAAUAAUGUACGGUCUACAUUUACUGUUUUUCAAAGGAUCUCAGUAUUAAGCAAGUUGUUACAGUUAUUAACACCUCUCUUGUUCAGCGGGUUAUUAUUUGCUUUUUAUACCCAAGUUCAGACUGAGCUGAAGAAGGAAGCCCUUCUGGAAUGACAUAUCAACAGGACAACAUACAGACUCUGAAUAGCAUUAACAUUUAUUUACAUAGCUCCACUGUCACGCUUAGAAAAGCUCUUUAAUAAUCAAUCAGCCAUUGUUCAUUUGUUUCUCUGUAAUAAUCUACAUUAUUUUAGAUUUUAAUUACAGUAAAAAUACAGAAAUUAAACUUCUAACUUUACAAGAUGGGAAGGAACACUGUUUCGGAGAUUCAUUGUACAACUGUUAACAUGCAUCAACAAGUAUUUUUCAACUUCUGUCAAAUAAAACAACAAUGUAUGACAUUG